CUUGGCACCUUCGGCUACUUAGCUUUAAUGGCCGCCACCUCCGCUCCGGCUCCCUCCCGCACGUACGCGCGGCUGAGGCGGUAGCGUUUGCCGGUUGCCCUGCGCGCCUGCCUGUCUGCCUGGGCUCGUUUUGGUGGUGGUGAGCGUCGCUCGGCGGGAGGCGGGGCCGCGCUGCUGCUGCGGUGAGGAGGUGUCGAAGGCGGCGGGCCGGCGGCUAGAGGGCUCCUCGCGCUCGCUGGCUUCUUGCUGGAGUUGGAGCGGCGAAGGGGCGUCAUGGUGAGCUCCGCUCAGCAGCAGCAGCAGCUGCUGCUGCAGAGGAAAGGGAAGGCUGUGGCGGAGAAGGGCGGCGGUGGCGCCACGGCGGCGGCGGCGGAGAAGGUGGUGGUGGCGGUGCGGGCGGCCUCCAGGGAGAUCUCAAAGACGGCCCUCAUGUGGGCGUUGACGCACGUCGUGCAGCCCGGCGGCAGUAUCUUGCUCCUCGUCGUCGGCCCGUCACAUAGCUCUGGCAGGAAGUUCUGGGGCUUUCCACUCUUUGCCGGUGAUUGCGCAAGUGGCAACAAGACUAUGUUGGAUCAGAAGGAUAUCUCUGAGUUGUCUUCUCAAAUGAUGGACAAACUCAAGAAUGUUUACGAUCCAAACAAGAUAACUGUGAAGACUAAAGUUGUGCCCGGGUCUCCUCCUGGUGUUGUGGCUGCUGAGUCUAAGCGAGCCCAAGCAAGCUGGGUUGUGAUAGACAAGGAGUUGAAGCAUGAAGAGAAACAUUGUGUGGAAGAGCUACAAUGUAACAUUGUUGUUAUGAAGCGUUCUCAACCUAAAGUUGUCCGGUUGAAUCUCGUGGGAUCUCCUGACAAAGAUUCCAAAGUAUCCUGUUCACUUCCACCUAUAUUGGAUAGUUCUGUUGGUAAAACAGCAACUGAUGUAAAAGAGCCGAGGCCGUCAAUUCGAGGACCGGCUGUGACACCAAGUAGCAGCCCGGACUUGGAGACUACUUUUGAAAGUACUGAAGCUGGAACAUCCUCUGUCUCAAGUUCAGAUCCAGGGACCUCUCCAUAUAGUGCUUCUGACACAAAUGGUUCCAUGAAGAAAGAGGUACCAGCAACAAAGGAUAGGGUGCAGCAUUCGGACAUCAAUAUAUCUGAUUCUGAGAGCGAAACAUUGAGCCCUCCAGCAUCCUUCUCUCUUCAGCCAUGGAUGGUUGACAUUCUGCAGGGAUCAGCAUUGUCCAGAUCACAUGGAAAAGGUCCACGAAAAGCUCGCACUCCCACAGCAGAUGCUUUGUUGGAGAAUAUAUCCAAGCUGGAUCUCUUGAAUGAAAUUAGUUCUAUGAGAAGCAGGUCAGAUCUAAACUUCCGAGGAAAUGUCAGGGAUGCUGUCUCAUUGGCAAGGAGUGCACCCCCUGGACCACCUCCGCUGUGCUCAAUAUGUCAGCAUAAGGCGCCUGUUUUUGGAAAACCUCCUCGAUGGUUUACUUAUGCUGAAUUAGAACUUGCAACUGGUGGUUUCUCUCAAGCCAAUUUCCUGGCUGAAGGUGGAUUUGGAUCUGUUCAUCGAGGUGUCCUUCCUGAUGGCCAAGCAAUUGCUGUUAAGCAACACAAACUUGCUAGUUCCCAGGGUGAUGUGGAGUUUUGCUCAGAGGUGGAAGUGCUGAGUUGUGCGCAACACCGAAAUGUCGUAAUGCUGAUUGGUCUUUGUGUUGAGGAUAGGAGGCGCUUGCUGGUCUAUGAGUACAUUUGCAAUGGAUCCUUGGAUUCACAUCUUUAUGGUCGUAAUAAAGAGACGUUACAAUGGUCUGCUAGACAAAAGAUUGCAGUUGGGGCUGCUCGAGGGCUGCGGUACUUGCAUGAGGAAUGCAGAGUUGGCUGUAUAAUCCAUCGUGACAUGAGACCAAACAACAUCCUUGUUACACAUGAUUAUGAACCACUGGUUGGAGAUUUUGGUUUGGCACGAUGGCAACCUGAUGGCGACAUGGGUGUUGACACAAGAGUCAUUGGAACAUUUGGUUAUCUGGCACCAGAAUAUGCGCAGAGUGGACAAAUAACAGAGAAGGCUGAUGUCUACUCUUUUGGGGUUGUGUUAGUUGAACUUGUCACUGGGCGCAAGGCUGUUGACAUUAACCGACCCAAGGGCCAGCAAUUUUUAACUGAAUGGGCACGCCCUUUCUUGGAGGAGCAUGCAAUUGAUGAGCUCAUAGAUCCACGCUUGGGUGACCUCUAUUGUGAAAACGAGGUCUAUUGCAUGUUGCAUGCAGCAAAACUUUGCAUACGACGUGAUCCUCAUUCAAGACCCCGCAUGUCUCAUGUUCUUCGCAUACUAGAGGGUGAUAUGGUCGUCGAUUCUGCCACGGUUUCGGCCCCAAGUAGUGAUUCUGGGAGUAGAAGCUGGCGAAUGCUAAACGAGCAACAGAACAGUAGGGACUGGAGCCCAGCUCGACAAGAUUCACACCGAGCCGCCCAAGGGAAAAAUUCGUACGACUCUCUUAGAGCUGCCUGGGAUAGGAAUAAGCAAAGCGUCUCACACAGAUAUUGAAGCUCCAUUUCCAAAAAUCCUGCGAAGUUGAGCUUUUCGACCAUGUAUAAUUCUCUCGCCCUUUCUUCCGUUCCUCCUUUUUGUUCUCUACCCCCAUGCCUUCUAGUGACUGUAGGAUCAAAGCUUUUGCUGCUAUGUUGCCCUGGUGUAUAGUAGAAGUGCUAAUAGAUUUACAAGUAUAUUGAGCCCCCCGGUUAGCUUCCCUUUUGUGUAUGAUCGCAGGAAAUGUGAUCUCAAAAUCAGAUAGUUAUGCGUAGAAUUCAAGUAACUUGAUUAUUAUACCUUCAAGUCAAUAGUAGUUCUGUAAAGAUCUUUACUCUCAA
This is a messenger RNA of Oryza brachyantha (malo sina), 2849 nucleotides long. Its product is annotated as inactive protein kinase SELMODRAFT_444075-like. Gene Ontology annotation, biological process: protein phosphorylation. Lineage: Eukaryota; Viridiplantae; Streptophyta; Magnoliopsida; Poales; Poaceae. The coding region runs from base 274 to 2526 and encodes 750 amino acids. The transcript has 10 exons. Gene Ontology annotation, molecular function: ATP binding; protein kinase activity. The record is from RefSeq and is a predicted model, not a curated record.